Messenger RNA from Fusarium vanettenii 77-13-4, 3960 nucleotides. RefSeq lists its product as uncharacterized. Gene Ontology annotation, biological process: phosphatidylinositol dephosphorylation. Gene Ontology annotation, cellular component: membrane; cytoplasm. The transcript has 4 exons. The record is from RefSeq and is a predicted model, not a curated record. Gene Ontology annotation, molecular function: phosphatidylinositol-3,5-bisphosphate 5-phosphatase activity; phosphatidylinositol-4,5-bisphosphate 5-phosphatase activity. NCBI's taxonomy places the organism in Eukaryota, Fungi, Ascomycota, Sordariomycetes, Hypocreales, Nectriaceae. Bases 1 to 3960 code for a protein of 1319 amino acids.
AUGGAAUACUCCUCCGCUACCUGGUCUUCCCAGGCUCCCGCCCCCGAGAAAUCAUGCGAACUCUAUAUCCGCGACUACCCUCAUCGCUCCAUCGCCAUCGUAUCGUCCUCGCAUGCCCUAAUCCUCCGGUACACAACUUCUACCAGUGAAGCCAUCGCCAAUGGCUCGCUUACAUCCGUCGCCGCCUCUGCGCGGCCCCGCGGGAACAACGGAGAGGCUCUCGUUUCCAAGUGCAUGGUCGAGUUUGCGCCCGUGUCGAAGCAUAUUUUACAAGACUAUCGUCGUCUGACCCAUCGACCGAUUUACGGAACACUUGGCUUGAUUGCAGUCAGCGGCGAGGUCUUCAUAUCUGUCAUCACGCACGCAACAAGGGCCGCCACGCUACGGCCCGGCGAGACGGUUGAGCGCAUUGGCGGAGUGGCAUUCUACUGUCUAAGCAGCGCGGAUUACGACGAUGUUGUGCCUCUUGGGUCUCUCGAGUCGGAAUAUUCAGAUGCUGCCUCGGUGCAAUCCGACCCUUACGGUCAGGGCCUCAGCCGAAGAGAGGUGGCUAUGGAACAUCCUUGUCAUGACCUGCGCAACCUACUCAGCAACGGAACCUUUUACUACAGCACAGAUUUCGACCUGACCAACCGAGUGCAGGACAGACCUAUCAACUCCAACUCGUUUGAAAUCGACAACUUUGACGAUGCUUUCCUCUGGAACUCGUUCAUGAUCAGCCCCCUGGUGCAAUUUCGGUCACGACUCAUGCCUCAGGAGCGGUCAGCUCUUGAUUCUUCGCGAAUUCUCACUUCUGCAAUCAGAGGUUUCUGUAAGACAAUGACCAUUCCGUUGAGCUCCUCGCCCAUAAAGAAUGUCAAGACUGGCAUGCCCUCUUUCAUGACACUCAUCUCGCGCCUGUCUUGUCAAAGAGCCGGAACUCGUUUCAACUCACGAGGUAUUGACGACGACGGGCAUGUUGCCAACUUUGUCGAGACCGAGACGACAUUCUGGAGUCCGGCGGGAGUCCUGUUCUCGUAUGCCCAAGUCCGUGGUUCCGUGCCAGUAUUUUGGGAGCAGGCUGCCGACCUCAUCCCAGGACGUCAGAAGAUCACAAUAACUAGAUCUCCGGAUGGUACACAGCCCGCAUUCAACAAGCAUUUUGAGGAGCUUGAACAAUCAUACGGAGCCGUCCACGUCAUUAAUCUUCUCAGCGAAACCAAGCCAGGUGAGGUUGAGUUGAGCACGCUCUACCACAACGGUAUCAGGCACUGCCCCCUGAGCCGACCAGGGCCAGAUGGCUCAUGGGAUCGUUCCCUCUUGCGGGAAACAAACUACGAUUUCCACGCCGAGACCAAGGGGCCUGCCGGGUAUGAAGCUGCUCGAGAUAUCCGCCGCUACAUUGAGGAUUCGACGGAUGGUUUCGCCUAUUUCCUUGCAGAGGAGACAAGUGACCCACGGGAAGACCAAGAUGGCUCUGGGCAUGCACGCAUGAUAGUUGUGCUUCAGCAGGAGGGUGUUUUCCGAACCAAUUGUCUGGAUUGCUUGGACCGAACCAACCUCAUCCAGACCAUGAUCUCACAAAUGGCAGUCGAAGCCUUCCUUGGACACCGAGGCGAAUUCGCAGCCUCUGACUUUUGGAUGAGGCACUCCAGUUUAUGGGCAGACAAUGGUGACUCGUUGUCAAAGACAUACGCUGGAACAGGCGCGUUGAAGUCGUCAUUUACACGGCAUGGAAAGAUGUCUCUGUCUGGUGCUGUGGCCGAUGUGCGCAAGUCUGUUCAGCGCAUCUAUCACAACAACUUCCUCGACCCUUCUCGGCAAAUCACCAUCGACAUGCUCCUGGGUCGUCUCGUUGGACAAGCACCGGUUCACUUGUUUGAUCCCAUCAGCGAUUUUGUGUCUUCGGAGUUGGCGAGGCGAGGCGGCGAGUUCACUUCGUACAACGGUAUUACAAUAUGGGUCGGCACGUUUAACCUCAACGGUCGAACAGAAGGCGUCGAUCAUGACCUCGGUCCUUGGCUAUUCCCAGAGUCUAUGGGCAACGCCCAGCCAGAUAUCUAUGUUGUCGGUUUCCAGGAAAUCGUGGAGCUCAGUCCGCAGCAAAUCAUGAACAGUGACCCAUCUCGGAAGAAUCUAUGGGAGCAAGCUGUCAAGAGCAACCUCAAUGAUCGACAGAAGCGAUUAGGGGGCGAGAAGUACGUACUACUACGAAGCGGGCAGCUCGUUGGAGCAGCGCUAUGCAUCUUUGUAAAGACGCCCAGUUUGGCCAACAUUAAGAACGUUGAAGGCAGCGUGAAAAAGACUGGCAUGUCUGGCAUGGCUGGAAACAAGGGGGCUGUUGCGAUUCGCUUCGAUUACGCCAACACCCACAUCUGCUUCGUCACGGCGCAUUUGGCAGCGGGUUUCUCAAACUAUGAGGAUCGCAAUCGGGAUUAUGCAACGAUUCAUCAUGGUCUGCGUUUUCAGAGGAACCGAGGCAUCGAUGAUCACGAUGCCGUUAUCUGGCUGGGUGACUUCAAUUAUCGCAUCGGCUUGAGCUUGGAAACUGCAAAGGCUCUAGUCAAGAAGCGUGACUUUGAGGCCCUGUACGAGAAUGACCAGCUCAACCUCCAGAUGGUGGCUGGUCUGUCAUUUCCAUUCUAUUCGGAAGCUCGCAUUACGUUUCCGCCCACAUACAAGUUUGACAUUGGGACUGAUGAUUACGAUACUUCUGAAAAAGCUCGCAUUCCCGCUUGGACAGAUCGCAUUCUGAGAAAGGGCCCUAACCUCAGACAAGUCCUGUACAACUCGGCGCCUCUCAAAUUUUCAGACCACAGACCGGUCCAUGCCGCCUUUGAGUGCAGGGUGAGCAUCGUGGAUGAAUCUCUGCGGGAGUCAAUCAGCCAAGAACUCUAUCAGCGCCGGAAGGCCGAGGUCGGGGACGCUACAGCGCAUCUCGGCACGGGCGAAGACAGCGAUGAUGAAGACCUGAUCGGAUACGACUCGAUAGAGCCGGGACUGCCACCGGCUAGUUCGGACCGCCAGAAGUGGUGGCUCGACAACGGACAGCCUGCUCGUGCGGCAGUGCCUGUCCCCAAGGCCAGGAAUGGGCAGAUGGUUUCUCUUAACCCGAGUCGCCCAUCGAAUCCCUUUGGUCAAGCUGAAGAACCGGACUGGAUAUCGAUCCCGAGAUCGUCAUCCAAGGCUUCUUUGUCGAGCAUGUCGAGCUCGCCGUUCGAAAAGGUCAACUUGCCCCAUGCCAUGGCAUCAGCUUCAAGUAUCCCGCCGAGAAAGCUACCCCCGCCAUUUGAUCCAUCAACUUUGCCAGCCAAGGUUGGACGUCUGGCACUGAUGGACGAUCAUGGACCAGCCAGCAGAGGAGAAACGCCGCCUCCGCCUCCACCCCCGCGGCGGCAGACUGCAGGAGUGGGACAGGGAGGCAGCAAUGGCUUUGGACUUAAUAGGACACAGACACAGCCUCUGCCAACGCCCCUUCGACCUACUUCGGAAGCCUCCCACACUUCACAUGCCUCGCAGCAGCACGGUAAGAGUGGGAAGCCGGCGCCUCCAGUAGCAAAGAAGCCAGCACAUCUGGCGACGAUAUCUCCCAUAUCAAGUCCAGUGGGAAGCCACAGCACCAUAGACGAUGAUUUUCGUCCUCCAUUGCCCACCAGGGCGGCCACGGCUAGUUUGGUACCAAACCCUCAUCCGCACGGAGCUGGGGCGGCAACCGUGCGAAAGCCCGUGGCAGGCCCAAAGCCCGGGAUGAACGGCUCCAGCCCGAAGCCGUCAACUCCGGUCGGAGCAGUGGGUUUGCCCGGGAUGAUGGGUGGGGAUGUCCGGGGUGGACGCCGAGCGGCACCACCCGUGCAUCCGAAACCACACCUGCAGCAGCAGCCGCAUCAACAACAGCAGGGAACGGUGGACCUGCUGGGCUCUCUUGACGAAGGUCAGGAGGUAGGAGGAUGGGAGACUCUGAAGCCGAGUACGAGAGCGUAG